Molecule: messenger RNA, 3828 nt
Organism: Cimex lectularius (bed bug)
Lineage: Eukaryota; Metazoa; Arthropoda; Insecta; Hemiptera; Cimicidae
Gene: jub
Product: LIM domain-containing protein jub
Exons: 8
Coding region: 279-2051 (590 amino acids)
Biological process (GO): response to hypoxia; regulation of DNA-templated transcription; negative regulation of hippo signaling
Cellular component (GO): transcription regulator complex; adherens junction; nucleus
Molecular function (GO): transcription corepressor activity
Source: RefSeq, a predicted model, not a curated record
UCCACCGGUCCUUGAGAGAUGUCAGAGUUGUUUGGAACUUUGGACUUUAAGAGUCGGGGGCAGCCGGAGUCGAGGUUGUCUGUUGUCUUCAGUUGAAUCCAGGUUCCGCGAAGAAUGACCGUUCGGUCGUGAUAUUCCCUUCGGAUUUCGAUGCACAUCGUUCAGAUCGUAGUGCUUUUUUCAUCUUCCCACGAUCGAGUCGUACAAGUGGCCGUCUCGCGAAUUCGCAUCCCGGGUUAAAUGAGUUUUUCGUUCUGUGAUAGUACUUUCGCUGGGAGAUGGACCCCUACGUGCAGAAGCUGAACAACCUCUCGUUAAACGAGGCCGACGCUGCCAAGAAGUGCGCGGCCGACAACUACGGUCGAAUUAUGUCAAAACAGGCCGAAGUUUACAACAACGGUCACUCCAGCAACUUCGACAGGGGUUCGAGUUCGGCGAAGUUCGGCCAGAAGAUGGACUCUUUGGGAAGCGGCCUCAGCUCCAUGAGCAUCAGUGAUAAGCAACAAGACAUUCCAAAUCGUUACCUGUCGUACGCCAACGGAGUGCCCAACCAGCCUAUAGACCACAACAAGUAUUACAGUGCAUAUCUCAAAGGGCCUACGAGCCCUACUCACAGCAACAGCGGCUCUAGCAGGGACUCAAACAGUCCCAGAGGGAGCAUGGCCCAGUAUGAGGUGAAGAACUCUCCUCUUUAUGAGAACUUAGACUACUACGGGGGUCGAGCCAUGCCGCAGACCCCUGCGUAUUACCACCAGUUGCAUUCCAGCCCACAUUCCAGUAUGAGUUCACAAGACUCUAAGCACUCGAGCCCUAGAGCGAGUUACGUCUCUGUGGAAAACCCUUAUGAGAGCACUUACAGGAAAGCUCAACCUCAGGUUCCGGUAGGUGUGAAAUACAGUUAUCCUCCGUAUGAGGCUCCUCCCGUUUAUGAGAAUGUUCAAGAGCUGAAGAACGAAGGAAGGCAGCCCUACUUCGGGGAGCAGAGGCAGAUCGCAGUCGCCUUGACGACUCCUACAUCGUCUUACCUGCCUCCUCCUUAUCCCAAUCAGACCAAGUCCAUAGGGCAAGUGUCUAGGAUCGAGAGCAAACCGUAUCAUCCCAAGUCGGUCGGUGUGAGCUCUCGGUCGGUACCAAGUGGACAGACUUCCCUUGCUACGAGCUACCAGAGAGGAAUGCAUGCCGGAGUGGCAGGAGGUCCCACAACCGGUAUCGCAAGCAGUCCUAGGCCAGUGGCUUCGUCUCCUGCUCCGACCAGCCCAAGCCCGACUCCUUCGACUAAGCCUUCAGGCAAAAAUCUCCUACCGUACAAUGUUACACCACCAAGACCAAUGGGGCCGACGGAGGCAGAACGAAAGAUAGAGGAGCUCACGAGGCAGCUCGAAGAACAGAUGGAAAAGCAGGAAGAGGAAGGGGAAUAUUUCGGUAUUUGCCAUACAUGUGGAGAAAAGGUGACUGGUGCUGGACAGGCAUGCCAGGCGAUGGGAAACCUGUACCACACGAACUGUUUUAUUUGUUGUUCCUGCGGCCGAGCCCUGAGAGGGAAAGCGUUCUACAACGUCCAUGGGAGAGUCUAUUGUGAAGAAGAUUACCUUUAUUCUGGCUUUCAGCAAACUGCAGAAAAGUGCGCAAUAUGUGGACAUCUAAUUAUGGAAAUGAUAUUACAAGCGAUGGGAAAAUCUUAUCAUCCCGGCUGUUUUAGAUGUUGUAUGUGUAACGAAUGCCUUGAUGGGGUGCCGUUCACAGUAGACGUCGACAAUAAAAUAUAUUGCGUAAACGAUUACCACAGAAUGUUUGCUCCCAAGUGUGCUGCCUGUGGUAAAGGAAUCACUCCAGUUGAGGGUACCGAGGAGACUGUCAGAGUAGUUUCAAUGGAUAAAGAUUUUCAUGUGGAUUGUUAUAUAUGCGAGGAGUGCGGAAUGCAGUUGACUGACGAGCCGGACAAAAGGUGCUACCCUCUUGACGGCCACCUAAUGUGUAGGGCCUGCCAUAUACAACACUUGAACCUUCACCCAUCGCAGCACCACAUGUCUCCACUGAGUCCUCUACCUUAGUUCCCUUCAAACUUUGUAUAUAUCGUUUUAUUUAAUCGACUGCAUUUCGGUUUUAUUUUUUUUUCCUUUUAGUUGUAAUCUAUUGUUCGGUCAGCUUUUAUUUAAUUUUUUAUCAGUUUCGAAGCUUUACUGAGUUGUAUAUUAUAAGUAGAUUGUUCAAGGCAGCAUUAUUCAUUCUGCAUGUGAUGAUUUUUAAAGUUACAGUAUGCAUUUACGGUUGUGAGAUUUUCAUGUAAUCUCUUUUUUAAAAUAUAUAGUUUAAAAAAAAAAAACAUUCAUAUAAGCUUAAAUAUCAACAAAAUUAGACUAAUCUCUUGUAUAUGAAAAUAAAUAUUUAAAAAUUUAUAAAGUCUCAAAUAAAUUUGUUCGGAUUUUCAUAUAGUGGUGAGCAGAUAAAGAAAAGUAAGUAGGGUAGUCUUCCUUGUAUCUUUGAAAAGUUUGGAUCGAUUAAGUCUCGGUGCACACCCGAACGAAGGCAAGUUUUUAUAUUAAAGUUUAUUAAUUUUAAGGCUCUUAGCUUUUAAAAUGGUUAUCGAUCAUUUUUCAGAAACAACCUGGAAGUGAAUCGAUAUAAAAGUAUGUCUGAAUCUGAAAAUAAUGAAUUUUAUUUACCUUUUACAUUUGUAUAUCUAUUGUUUUUAUUGGCAGCCUCAUAGUUUACAGGAUAUUUUGUGUAUAUUUAAAGCAAAUUAUUAAUAACUAUUUAACCUAUUUCUAAAGGUAAAAAACAAAUUUCUUUUUCAUUCCAUCUGUUUUUAAUUUGAUUUUCUUCAAAUUUUCUUAGUGUUCUGUUUCAUGUAGCAACAAGUAUUACGUUUUAAAUUGCUGUUUUGAAAGUAUCAAUCAUUGAUUCUUCAAAGCUGGCCUAAUUUUUUAUGUAAUAAAAAACAGUGAAAAUUCUAAUAAACAAGUACUUUUAAAAAUUUGACAAUUAAUUAUGAAAAAUGAAUUCAGUGUCAACGAAAUCAAUUAUUCAUCUAAAAUAAUUAGUCUGACAUAAUAAAGUUUUUAAAUUUUUUUCAUACUGUUUAUACCCCAAGAAAAAACUUAAACGUAUUUAGUCAAAGUCUUGGCAUAAUAUUGAGUUUUUUUUUAAAGUUUUAUUGCAUGUUUUAAACUAUUGUCUUGUUGAAAGAUGUAACAGUCAUAAUUCUUCAUGUUUAUGUAACAGCUCAUUAAUGGAAAAUUGCUAAAAAUGAAAAGUUCUCCUAUUUUGACUUGCUUUUUUGGACAGUUUCUUGGGUGGCUACCUAUUUCUGUUUUACAAAUAUCUUAUGUUUAAUGUUAAAUUUAAUAUUUUUUCUCAAGAAAAGUUAACAAGUCAGUUGUUAGAAACUAAAUGCCCUUCACAUCGAGACCUAUUAAGACAGAAAAUAAAAUCACUCCUAUUGAAAAGUACUUAAAAUCGUAUAUCUAAUUUGAAAUUUGAUAAAUAAACAUUUUUUUGUGUAUAUUUUAUGAUUUUUGAUGUAGUGAGAUGUACACAAACCCUUUGUGUAAGUUUUAUUUAAAUUUAACUUUAGCAAGGGAAUAUAAAAAAAAGAUAAAAGUGUAACUACGUUUUGCAAGGUUAGGUAUUGACGAAUUUUCCUUCGUUUCUUUAAAAAAAUCAUUUUUAAAUUUUUUUUUUUUUUUUUUUUAAUUUAAAGAAGAUGAUAUGAGUUGUUGGACAAUUAUCAAGGGUUAUUAUUGACUAUUUGCAAAACAUUCAGCCUGUGAUUUCAUAUUGUAAUAUGAUUUGCUUAUGAAUAAAUGAAUAAAAGUAACUAAAACAUUG